This is a messenger RNA of Drosophila biarmipes, 814 nucleotides long. Its product is annotated as trypsin alpha-like. Gene Ontology annotation, biological process: proteolysis. Lineage: Eukaryota; Metazoa; Arthropoda; Insecta; Diptera; Drosophilidae. The transcript has a single exon. The record is from RefSeq and is a predicted model, not a curated record. The coding region runs from base 19 to 783 and encodes 254 amino acids. Gene Ontology annotation, molecular function: serine-type endopeptidase activity.
UCAUCCCAACGAGUCGAGAUGUUCUUCAGCUGCUUCCUACUGCUAUUGGCCACUAGUGUCCUGUCUGCAGGACGAGUACCCCAACCGGAGGAACGCAUUAUCGGUGGAGAUUACAUUAAAAUCGAACAGGCUCCCUGGCAGGUUUCCUUACAAAUCUAUGGACAACAUGCUUGUGGUGGCUCCAUUUACAGCAAAGAUAUUAUUAUCACUGCUGCACAUUGCCGUUUUACAAGCGAAGGAGUACGACUUGAGGCUGAGAUCUUUACCGUUCGGGUCGGAUCAACACUAAAAAACAUCGGCGGAAGAGUUGUCCAAGUUGCAGCCAUUAAAUCCUUCGAAAGAUAUGUCGUGAAUACAUCUACCAACGACAUUGCCGUGAUGCGAUUAAGCGAACCUCUAGAGUUUAGCAACAAAGUGCAGCCGAUUUCCUGGGCCGAAAAAAACCCUGCCCCUGGAACGCCCGCAUACGUUUCUGGCUGGGGAGCAAUUUUAGCAGACGAUGAUUUUAUAGAGAUUGACGAGAAGUAUACAUAUCCCAAUCGUCUUCAAGGCGUUCAAGUCCAGAUUACUCAUGAUCUUACGGAUAAAAUUACCGCUGGAAAUGAUAGGAAAACUACUUGUAACGGCGACUCCGGAGGUGCUCUGGUUGUUAACCAUCAACUUGUGGGUGUCGUCUCAUCAGGUCCGGAAUAUUGCGACGGUAGAUCAAUUUACACUAGUGUUCCUCACUUCCGAGAUUGGAUCUUAAAUGCCAUUAAAUCUAUUAAAUCUAUUAAAAUGUAAAAGGUUAUAAAAAAUAAAUAUAAAUUCUAAA